AUGGAACGUUGGCAAAAUAAAGUGGCUGUAGUUACAGGAGCUAGUGCCGGGAUUGGAGCAGCAACCGCCGCAGAUUUGGUGAAAAAUGGUUUCAUCGUGGUUGCCCUUGCUCGACGCGAAGAACGUCUUCUGGCGAAUCAACGCGCUCUUCCAGAAAAUCUACAAUCCCAGUACCACCCCAGAAGGUGCGAUGUUACUAAUGAAGAUGAAGUAAAGAAUACUUUCGCCUGGAUCGAAGCUAAGUUCGGCGGAACCGAUGUUCUUGUCAACAAUGCUGGCACUAUAGCUAUGGGAGUGGAACUAUCAGGCAAAGAUAACACUCAGACCAUUCGAAAUAUUGUGGAGACGAAUAUUAUGAGUGUCGUCUACUGUGUUCGGGAAGCGUUCAGUUCGAUGAAAAAGAGAAACUUUGAUGGACACAUUAUUAUUAUAAAUAGCGUGGUUGGCCACAAAGUUCCGAUGGCAACUGCGGGUUCGCUGAAUAUCUAUCCUCCUUCCAAAUUUGCAGUCACGGCAAUGGUUGAGACCUAUCGCCAGGAAUUUGCGAAUGCUGGAACAAAAGUGAAGGUUACGAGUAUCAGCCCUGGUGGUGUCCUAACGGAAAUAGUGCCGAACAUGGAAGAUUUUAGAAAAGCGGGUCAUCCACUUUUGAACGCUGAGGACAUAUGUAAUGCGAUACUAUAUGUAUUAAGUACUCCGCCUCAUGUCCAGGUUCAUGAAUUGACUAUAAAACCGAUUGGAGAAAAAAUAUAAACAACUAUUUUGUAUAAGGGUUCUAAGUAAAUGAUCAUAUGCGCAAUGUUGAAUGUA
Hermetia illucens (black soldier fly) is the source of this 810-nucleotide messenger RNA. RefSeq names its product farnesol dehydrogenase-like. The record is from RefSeq and is a predicted model, not a curated record. The transcript is spliced from 3 exons. NCBI's taxonomy places the organism in Eukaryota, Metazoa, Arthropoda, Insecta, Diptera, Stratiomyidae. The coding region runs from base 1 to 753 and encodes 250 amino acids.